Elephantulus edwardii (Cape elephant shrew) is the source of this 1530-nucleotide messenger RNA. It is a transcript of the gene ALG6, whose product is annotated as ALG6, alpha-1,3-glucosyltransferase. NCBI's taxonomy places the organism in Eukaryota, Metazoa, Chordata, Mammalia, Macroscelidea, Macroscelididae. Gene Ontology annotation, cellular component: endoplasmic reticulum membrane. Gene Ontology annotation, biological process: protein N-linked glycosylation. The coding region runs from base 1 to 1530 and encodes 509 amino acids. The record is from RefSeq and is a predicted model, not a curated record. Gene Ontology annotation, molecular function: dolichyl pyrophosphate Man9GlcNAc2 alpha-1,3-glucosyltransferase activity. The transcript has 14 exons.
AUGGAAAAAUGGUACUUGAUGACUGUAGUGGUCUUAAUAGGACUGACAGUACGAUGGGCUGUUUCUCUUAAUUCAUAUUCAGGUGCUGGAAAACCCCCUAUGUUUGGUGAUUAUGAAGCUCAGAGACACUGGCAAGAAAUUACUUUUAAUUUACCAGUCAAACAAUGGUAUUUUAACACCAGUGAUAACAAUUUACAGUACUGGGGAAUGGAUUACCCACCUCUUACAGCUUAUCAUAGUCUCUUAUGUGCAUAUGUGGCAAAGUUUAUCAAUCCGGACUGGAUUGCCCUCCAUACAUCACGUGGAUAUGAGAGCCAGGCACAUAAACUUUUCAUGCGUACAACAGUGUUUGUUGCUGAUUUGCUUAUUUACAUACCUGCAGUGGUUUUGUACUGUUGUUGCUUAAAAGAAACAUCACCUAAGGGAAAAAUUGCUAAUGCAUUAUGCAUAUUGCUGUAUCCAGGCCUUAUUCUUAUCGACUAUGGACACUUUCAGCACAUAUACAAUUCUGUGAGUCUUGGCUUUGCUUUGUGGGGUGUUCUUGGCGUAUCUUGUGACUGGGAUCUGCUAGGGUCACUGGCGUUUUGCUUAGCUAUAAAUUAUAAACAGAUGGAGCUUUACCACUCCUUGCCAUUUUUUUGCUUUUUACUUGGCAAGUGUUUUAAGGAAGGCCUGAAAGGAAAGGGGUUGGUGCUGUUAAUUAAGCUGGGUUGCACUGUUGUGGCCUCCUUCGUUCUCUGCUGGCUGCCAUUCUUUGCAGAACGAGAGCAAACCUUGCAAGUUCUAAGAAGACUUUUCCCCAUUGAUCGUGGAUUAUUUGAGGAUAAAGUAGCUAAUAUUUGGUGUAGCCUCAAUGUCUUUCUGAAGAUUAAGGAUAUUUUGCCCCGUCACAUCCAAGUAAUAAUCAGCUUUUGUUUUACAUUCUUGAGCCUGCUUCCUGCAUGUAUAAAAUUAACACUUCACCCUUCUCCUAAAGUAUUCAGAUUUACUCUGGUUAGCUGUGCUCUGUCAUUCUUUUUGUUUUCUUUCCAAGUACAUGAAAAGUCCAUUCUCUUGGUAUCAUUACCAGUCUGCUUAGUUUUACAUGAAAUUCCUUUUAUAUCGACUUGGUUUUUGCUUGUGUCAACGUUUAGUAUGCUCCCUCUUUUGUUGAGAGAUGAACUCCUGAUGCCUUCGCUUGUGACAAUGAUGGCAUUUUUUAUAGCUUGUGUUACUUCCUUUUCAAUAUUUGAAAAGACUUCUGAAGAAGAACUGCAGUUGAAACCUUUUUCCAUUUCUGUUAGGAAAUACCUCCCAUGUUUUAAAUUUCUUCCCAGAAUUAUGAAACAUUUGUUUGUGAUCUCAGCAGUUGUGAUGGUCCUUCUGACUCUGAUGUCUGCCACACUGGACCCUCCUCAGAAACUACCCGACUUGUUUUCUGUGCUGGUGUGCUUUGCAUCUUGCUUACACUUCCUGUUCUUCUUGGUGUACUUUAACAUUAUAAUCAUAUGGGAUUCCAGGAAUGGAAGGACUCAGAAGAAAAGCAACUAG